This is a messenger RNA of Drosophila erecta, 1009 nucleotides long. RefSeq lists its product as uncharacterized. The record is from RefSeq and is a predicted model, not a curated record. NCBI's taxonomy places the organism in Eukaryota, Metazoa, Arthropoda, Insecta, Diptera, Drosophilidae. The transcript has 2 exons. Bases 196 to 537 code for a protein of 113 amino acids.
UUUUGUCCGCUUCCAGCGCGAAAAUCAAGGCGAGUAACAAGAACAAUUGCAGGUGCUAAUAACGGCUAGCAAAAACACUGCGCCAAUUGUAUAAAUUGCGGGAGUUAGCCAAGUUGAGCCACACUUAACAGCCUGCAGUUCAGCUAAGAACAAGUAGAUUUUAUAUAACUUAAAACUCAUAAACGUACCAUUAAAAUGCGGUGCAACAGGAUUAUCUUCCACCUCCUUGCCUGUUUCGCGACUCUUGAGCUCGUGCUCGGUUAUCCGCAAGAGCGUACCACAGCGGAACAGAUUCGAAGAAUAAGUAAUGCCAGUGAAGGGUAUACUUCCCCGGAGAUACCUUCGACCAGUGAUACUCUUACGAAUCUAUACAGAUAUGAGAGAACUCUGAGUAGAUUACGGAGAGCUCUGGAGGAGUUGGCCUACGAGGAGGCGGCUGACGACAUGGAGCUGGCAGAGAUCAAUGUAUUCCGGCCGCUCUUCCGUUACCGAUCUCAGGUGGUGAAGGUAAAGAAUCCCCAGCAGCAGUUUGGCUAACUAAGCGCUUUAGUUUGGCGACACAUUGAUAAGGCAUUGCCUCAUCUAUCGAAAACCAAUCAUAUGCCAUUGAUAGCUUUUAUACAAACCUAGCCUGUUAAGAUGUAAAGUAGAACUAAUUUAUAUUGUUAAACAUUUAAAUAUUUUAUUGUUUCAUUUUGGUUGAGCCUAUGCGCUUUGCAAAUAUACACACGUGAUUAAGCAUAUGUACACAUCAAACUAUGUAUUUCCCAUUAGAGUAAGAAUAUUAUUGUAGUUACUUUUCAUGUUUCCACUUUGAGCACAUUUACUUGAAGGCCUUGUGGAGGACACGCGAAUUCCUUGCAUUGCACUAUUUCUUGGAAGGAUUCCUAAUAUAAACACACAGACACACACAUACAUAUUUGACUAAGGAAGACACAAAGAAUAUUGACUUCUAACUCUACAAUAUAAAUAUAUAUACGAUGGACACUCAUCGAGGGCUAUGACUUUA